AUGCCCCCCAAACGCAUUCAAAGAGCUGUCAACGCACUCGCUAUGCAUGCCGGCCAGUCCUCGACUGCUUCUAGCACUAGCUCAGCUCCUUUCAUGGUCCACAUUGACCCAUUUGAGGGUGAUCCCUCCCAGUUAGAAUUCUUCUGCGAGACAGUUGACGACAUCAUCAACGUAAAUAAUUGGUCAGGAGACAGGGCAAUUAUAUUUUUAAAAAGUAAACUAAAAAAUGCUGCUCUCCAAUUCUUUUUGGAAUCUCCAUCACUCAGAAAAACAAAGGAUCACACUGUGAUUUUAGCUGCUCUAAAGGAUUUUUUUAAACAUGAAGCAAGGGUUACCAUGGCGGAUUUCCACCAAUUGGCAAUGAAGCCAAACGAAUCCAUGAAAAAUUUAGCUCACAGAAUUAGCCGUGUUACGUCAAUGGUAUUCAGCUUACCCCAAGGCGAGGCUCUCAACAAAAUUAAAUUACAGAAGUUACUCGAAUUGGUUCCCCCUGACAUACGAAUUAAGCUCUUAGAAGCUAAGAUUGAAAGUUUCGAUGAAGCGGUCGCUCGUGCCAAUGAUCUGCAAGAACUUUUUAUUCAAGCAUCCUUGCUCUCCCAAAAUGCCGCCCAAUCAGCACAGAUACAAAAGCUCUCGGAACAGGUUAACCUCCUCCAGGAGCAACUUAAAUCUCGACAACAGAGUAGCUCUUCUUCUCAUGUCAUGUCCACAAAUGUUAUCACAGGUUCUUGCGCAUUGGUUAAGGAAUCUGAAGGGAAAACUUAUUCAUCAAUAGGAUCUCCUUACUGGAUGGCACCCGAGGUUAUUGGCUCAGAACAAUUGAGACCGUAUACAAAAUCAUGUGACAUUUGGUCACUAGGAAUAACUGCAAUAGAGCUCGCCGAGAUUCAGCCGCCAUUAUUUGACAUACAUGCAGUUCGGGCAAUGUUCCAAAUCGCUCGCAAUCCACCUCCUACGCUGAAAAAAGCAUCUGACUGGAGCGAAGAUUUCAAGGAUUUCAUUAAUGAGUGUCUGGAAAGAAACUUCGAACACCGUCCGUGUGCUAUUGAACUACUCUGGCACCCGUUCAUCACCGGGAUGGAUGACGUCACAAACCCUCUCCUGAGCCCAGAGGAACACCUCGAGCAGCAAUUGUUACCUUCCAUUGGAAACAAAGCCAAACAGAUAUUACAGCGGCUGGGGAACAUGGUAUCAGAAAAUUUGUAUCCUCUCGUGCCAUCGCAGCCACAAACUUUGACCGUCAAGAAUUGGAACUUUAAAAGCGAUGCAAGUUCACCUUACAUUAAAAUGUUGCCCGACGACCUUGCUUCGGUAGAGAAUGUCACGGAGGAGUCAGUAAUGGAACAUUUAUGCCAUCGAUUUCAACAGGAUCAAGUAUACACUUAUAUCGGUGAUGUACUGAUUGCUAUCAAUCCUAGGAAAAAGCUGCCUAUCUAUGACUCAAAGAUUAAAACUCAGUAUUGGGAGAAAGCCAGAUCUGACAAUGCUCCUCAUGUGUUUGCAGUAGCAGAUCGGUCGUACCAGCAAAUGCUUCACCACAAGAGAUCACAAGUUAUCAUCAUAUUCGGAAAAUGCAACAGCGGGAAAUCUUUUUCCGCAGCUCAAAUUAUCAAUCAACUAGCUUUCUUAAGUCCUAGCAGCAGCGUCGGGAUGGCUGAGAAAAUUCAACACCUGUGCCCUCUCCUUGAUUUGUUCGGUUCCGCUCGCACAGCCUACAAUCAGUGUGCCAGCCGGGCCCUCAAAAACAUCAGCGUCACUUAUACGAAGAAGGGAAAAAUCACGGGAGCUAUCAUCACUGCAAUGUUGUUAGACAGAGACCGAAUUACUACCACCCCACAGAAUGAAUACAGUUUCCACGUCCUGUACUGCAUUUACGAAGGACUGAAAGCUGAAAAGAGGCUGGCGGAAUUCGCGCUCGAUAAGCUGUCCGUCCUGAAGUAUCUUCCUGAAAGAAACUCUGCAAAUCCUGCAGACUUUAUCGCUGGAUAUAAAAGCAUGUACAAUGCUUUCAGAACCUUCUCUUUCACGGAAGAAGAGAUUGCUGUAAUUCUCAGAAUAAUAUCGGCUAUAUUACUGCUUGGUGACGUCACUUAUUCUAUGAAAGAAACUGUCGUUGCAAACAAUCCUUAUCUUAUAUCAUCAGCUGCACGAAAUUUGAGUAUCGACAAUGAAUUACUGUGUUCCCUGAUAUGUAAAGGUGCCUGCGUCGAAGAUGCCGAACGGGAGCGUGAUGCCUGGGUGCAGUUCCUUUACAUCCGGGUAUUUGACUGGGUGGUGACAUCGCUCAAUAAGCAGCUGUCGUUCUCCCGGCUCGUUCUGGGUGACUGUUACUCCAUUUCUGUGAUUGAUACGCCAGGUUUUGGACAAAACGAAAACAACCAACUCUUUCGACUUUGUUCCAACGUCAUUGAAGAUUUUCUUCAAAAUUACAUUCAACAGCUCAUGUUUUUCAAAGAACUGGACGAAUACAAGGAAGAAGAAGUCGAGAUACCUUUCAAAUAUGAGGGGUACAUGCAACAAAAGAAAUUCUUAUCAGAUCUGGUUGAGAGCGAAAGAAAGCUGUUAUCAUCGCUGGAGAACUCAGAAAACAUUACAUCUUUAUCCAGCGAGUACGUACAAGUAGAAAAUGAAAAACUUACUAUAAAUCACAUUUUUGAACCAGUUUUAUACAACAUUCAAGACUUAACAGCAGAAAAUGUUUACAUGAUAAAUGAAUCUGAGUUCAUACAAGCAUUCAAAACUACCCACGACAGUUUAACAGCUGCGAUUGCCAACAAAUUGGACGAAGAAAGAAAACCUUUGCCUGGAGAAGUUCUGAUUACACUUCCAAAACUUCUGGAAGUCAUGACAGAAGAUUUCCCCCAUGUUGUGGUGUGCAUGUUGCCAACGCUGAGUUCCAGAGAGGACAUCAGGUUCGAACCCCAGUGCAUCGUUAAACAAGUUCGUGCUUUUAACUUGCUAGAGACGAUUCUUAUACGUCAGCAAGGAUUUGCUCGUAGACUAUCUUUCUCCGAAUUUCUCAACAGGUACAAAUACUUAGCAUUCGACUUCGAUGAAGAAGUGGAGCUUAGCAAGCAGAAUUGCCAACUGCUUCUGAUUCGGUUGAAAAUGGAUGGUUACAAGAUGGGAAAGAACAAAGUGUUUCUGAAAUAUUAUACAGAAGAAUAUCUUUCUCGAUUGUAUGAAACUCAUGUGAAGAAGAUAGUCAAAAUCCAAGCCAUGGUCCGAAGAUUCAUCGUCAAAUCUAAACAGAAAGAAAUAUCGUAGAUCUUAUACAUAGAACAAAGACUUUUCGAGUAAUAUUUCUUAUUCGCAAUCACAUACAUAGAAUCAACAGUAUUAUGUCUUAGAAAAAAUGUUAAUUUCAUGAAAGUGCUCAAACUGUGUUUCAAUCUAAAAAUGAAAAUAGUAACUUAAGUGUAAUAAUAAUCUUGAGGCUUACGAACUUAUAUUUUUGUAGAAUUUUAGAUUUGUUUUACUUAAAAUAGUGCUGAAAUAUUUGGAAAUAUUUUUCAAGAAAUAAAGCUUUUGUA
This is a messenger RNA of Uloborus diversus, 3533 nucleotides long. It is a transcript of the gene ninaC, whose product is annotated as neither inactivation nor afterpotential protein C-like. Bases 1 to 3267 code for a protein of 1088 amino acids. The record is from RefSeq and is a predicted model, not a curated record. NCBI's taxonomy places the organism in Eukaryota, Metazoa, Arthropoda, Arachnida, Araneae, Uloboridae. The transcript has 21 exons. Gene Ontology annotation, molecular function: protein binding; ATP binding; cytoskeletal motor activity. Gene Ontology annotation, cellular component: myosin complex. Gene Ontology annotation, biological process: protein phosphorylation.